UCAAAAGAGUUCCGUGACGUGAGAAACAAUAAGAGAAAUGGCAUCCGAACAGGAAAGGCGAGACCCACAGAAAAGGCAAGAACUGGACCAAAAGGCAAGGCAGGGAGAGACCGUCGUCCCAGGUGGAACCGGCGGCAAGAGCCUCGAUGCUCAGGCGCACCUUGCUGAAGGACGCCAGCGCGGAGGUGAGACAAGGAAGGAGCAGCUAGGUCAUGAGGGGUACCAGGAACUGGGCCAGCGCGGAGGUGAGACAAGGAAGGAGCAGCUAGGUCAUGAGGGGAACCAGGAACUGGGGCAGCGCGGUGGCGAGGCCAGGAAGGAGCAGCUUGGUCAUGAAGGGUACCAGGAGCUGGGGCACCGCGGAGGCGAAGCCAGGAAGGAGCAGAUUGGACAUGAAGGGUACCAGGAGAUGGGCAAAAAAGGCGGGCUCAGCACUAAGGACAAGUCCGAAGGAGAGCGUGCUGCCGAGGAAGGCAUCGAGAUUGACGAGUCCAAGUACAAGACGAAGAGCCGCUAACAUGGAUUAUUAACCAGUGCUUCCAAGCCCAAGGCCUCUGGCUUGUAGUUUUUGUUAUUAGGGUUUCUAAGUUUGGUUUAACUAGGGUUGUAGGAUGCGUGGUGUGUCUAAUGUCUUUGUUCUUCGUAGGUGGUUGUAGUAAUAAUGCUUGUCCAAGUGUGUUCACUGUCGGUCGGAGUUGGAAAUUACAUCGCCAGCAUCUUGUGUAUCCAAGCUUGUUUUGAGGUCUUCUUUAACUUUUUAAGUGUCUGUCCACAAGUGUUUGUA
Pyrus x bretschneideri (Chinese white pear) is the source of this 784-nucleotide messenger RNA. Its product is annotated as em-like protein GEA1. Gene Ontology annotation, cellular component: cytosol. The transcript has 2 exons. The coding region runs from base 38 to 517 and encodes 159 amino acids. Lineage: Eukaryota; Viridiplantae; Streptophyta; Magnoliopsida; Rosales; Rosaceae. Gene Ontology annotation, biological process: response to abscisic acid. The record is from RefSeq and is a predicted model, not a curated record.